GGGGUCCCCGGCCUCGGCGGGGCCAACGAGUACGACUACGUGAGCUUCCAGUCGGACAUCAGCUCCUACCAGAGCGGGCGCUUCUACGCCAAGCCGCCGCUGUGCGUGGCCAUCCCGGCCGACCUGCGCCUCUGCCACAGCGUGGGCUACGACAAGAUGGUCCUGCCCAACCUGCUGGACCACGAGACCAUGGCCGAGGUCAAGCAGCAGGCCAGCAGCUGGGUGCCCCUGCUCAACAAGAACUGCCACAUGGGCACCCAGGUCUUCCUCUGCUCCCUCUUCGCCCCGGUCUGCCUCGACCGGCCCAUCUACCCGUGCCGGUGGCUCUGCGAGGCCGUCCGCGACUCCUGCGAGCCGGUCAUGCAGUUCUUCGGCUUCUACUGGCCCGAGAUGCUCAAGUGCGACCAGUUCCCGCAGGACGACGUCUGCAUCGCCAUGAGCGCCCCCAACGCCACCGAAGCCUCCAGACCUCAAGGUGUCGCUGUGUGUCCUCCGUGUGACAACGAAAUGAAGUCAGACGCCAUCCUGGAGCACCUGUGUGCCAGUGAGUUUGCUUUAAAGAUGAAAAUAAAAGAGGUGAAGAAAGAGAACGGAGACAAGAAGAUCAUGCCGAAGAAGAAGAAGCCGCUGAAGUUGGGCACCAUCAAGAAGAAAGAUCUCAAGAAGCUGGUGCUGUACCUGAAGAACGGAGCAGACUGCCCCUGCCACCAGCUCGACAACCUCAACAACCAGUUUCUCAUCAUGGGGCGCAAGGUGAAAAACCAGUACCUUCUGACCGCCAUCCACAAAUGGGAUAAGAAGAACAAAGAGUUCAAGAAGUUCAUGAAGAAAAUGAAAAGCCCCGAGUGCCCCACAUUCCACUCGGUCUUCAAAUAAUCCUCCAGUGCUAGAUUUGGGACCUCUUGUUUUUUAUUAUUAUUAUUUGGUUGGUUUUGUUUAUUUUUUUUUUAAUUUGGCUGGCCCUGAACUUGCACAGACGUUGGACUUUGUGAUUCGCAUACAUUUUGGCCUCUCCUGCCAGAGUGGAUGCUGUACCGACCCUUGAUACUCUGCGGUUCCUUUCUCUUUGUGCUCCUCUUAGAGCUUCCUGUUUCUUGCUCUGUCUCCUCUCAGCCCCCUGUUAUAUCCCCACUAGGAAGUGUUCAGAAGAUAUGUAGGUAGUUUUUUUUUGGGGGGGGGGUUUACAGGCACAACAAUAUCUGAGGCCAUACUGGAUGCAAAUAUUUGCAGUAGAUCCGUGUUGACUGCUCUUGGGGUUGCAGGUACAGUGGUGCCUCACUUGACGAGGAUAAUCCGUUCCAGCGAAAUCGCUGUAGAGCGAAAUCCUCG
This is a messenger RNA of Pogona vitticeps (central bearded dragon), 1329 nucleotides long. It is a transcript of the gene SFRP1, whose product is annotated as secreted frizzled related protein 1. Gene Ontology annotation, molecular function: Wnt-protein binding. Lineage: Eukaryota; Metazoa; Chordata; Lepidosauria; Squamata; Agamidae. Gene Ontology annotation, biological process: canonical Wnt signaling pathway; non-canonical Wnt signaling pathway. The record is from RefSeq and is a predicted model, not a curated record.